Molecule: messenger RNA, 372 nt
Organism: Monoraphidium neglectum
Lineage: Eukaryota; Viridiplantae; Chlorophyta; Chlorophyceae; Sphaeropleales; Selenastraceae
Product: NEDD8-like protein RUB1
Exons: 4
Coding region: 1-372 (123 amino acids)
Biological process (GO): regulation of proteolysis; protein neddylation; modification-dependent protein catabolic process
Cellular component (GO): nucleus; cytoplasm
Molecular function (GO): protein tag activity; ubiquitin protein ligase binding
Source: RefSeq, a predicted model, not a curated record
AUGAUGAUCAAGGUCAAGACCCUGACAGGCAAGGAGAUUGAGAUCGACAUUGAGCCCAGCGACACGAUAGAGAGGAUCAAGGAGCGCGUGGAGGAGAAGGAGGGCAUCCCACCAGUGCAGCAGAGGUUGAUUUUUGCGGGUAAGCAGAUGAACGACGAGAAGCAGGCAAAGGACUACAACAUAGAGGGCGGCUCGGUGCUGCACCUGGCCCUCCCAUUGGAGGAGGAGCACAAGGCCCUGGCUGAGGUGGACCAGGAUCUGACCAAGGAGAUGGAGGCAGAGCGGCCAAACCAUGACAAGCUGGAGAAGCUGAUCGAAAUCGAGGAGACCCUCAAGCGCCGGGCUUCUGGCGACGCAGGCGCCAAGCAGUGA